UUCCGUCUGUUACACCAUCACACCACAGGAAAUAUAGGAUCAAUUAGACUGCCACUUGUGGUUUAUUGCUAUAAUGCCAACUUAUCAGAGCAUCAUCAAAAUCGCCGCAGUCACUGGCGCCCUCUUUUUAUCAGGCGGUAUCACUGCCCAUGGAUCAGCUACAGUUCCGGCACUGCUUGAAUCCAUCUCAGAAGAUGGCACCUCCUCUCACGCAAUGGUUCAAGUCUGGCGGCGAGUGUACGAGCAAGGACACGCAAAUAGCCCGAAGGUUGUUGUUCUGACCACAUUCGGCUUCGCAUACGCGGCCUGGGGUGCCAAUAACCAGCAAAUCUCGACACGAACACCGAUACUGUUGUACAGCGCUGCUGCAUUGCUGGUCGUGGGGGUUGUUCCCUACACGCUCAUCUUCAUGGAGAACAGCAACCGCAAGCUAUUAAAGAGAGCGGCAGAAGCCAAACACUAUUCGUCGUCUUCUGCGUCUAGUGAGGAAUGCCCGGAAAUUUUGAUUGACCAAGAAUCGAACGAAGGACUUCUUAGACGUUGGAGGGCUCUGACAUUGACUCGUGCCUUGCUGCCGAUGACUGCGGGUGUCUUGGGACUACUGGCAAUUACGCACUAUGAAUGAAUUUUUCAAGCCUUGUGAGGCCGAGCUCUAAUAGAAGAACUUUGUUAUAUCAGAGGUGGUAGGAGUUGGGUUACCUGUGGAGGCUGUGGUCCACAUCUGGCAAGAUAUCCCACCACAGUAAGAAAUGCUGUUGGUAUAUUUUCUUUCAAGCAAAUAUAAUCAAAACAAACCCUUGUC
Molecule: messenger RNA, 802 nt
Organism: Aspergillus ruber CBS 135680
Lineage: Eukaryota; Fungi; Ascomycota; Eurotiomycetes; Eurotiales; Aspergillaceae
Gene: encC
Product: anthrone oxygenase encC
Exons: 2
Coding region: 74-625 (183 amino acids)
Source: RefSeq, a predicted model, not a curated record